GAUAAAAAAAAUGAUGCAAUCUGGUGUUCCCCUCUGCAACAUUUGUGGGGAACAAUUGAAGCAUGAUGAUAAUGAGGAGGUGUUUGUGGCUUGUCAUGAGUGUAAUUUCCCAAUUUGCAAGGCUUGUUUUGAGCAUGAAAUCAGUGAGGGCCAUAGGGUCUGCUUGAGAUGUAGUACUCCCUAUGGAGAGAGAGCAAAGGAUGAUGGAGACGACGAUGGCAUAAAAGUUCUAGAAGAUCAAUCCACAAUGGCUUCCCAGUCCAAUGACCCUAAUCAGCCUCAGGAUGUUGGACUCCACGCUAGACAUGUCAGUUCAGUGUCCACAGUUGAUGAUAGUGAUGUAAAUGAUAAAACUGGGAAUUCAACAUGGAAAAGUCGACUACAAAGCUGGAAGGGAAAGGAGAAAAAGAACAAGAAGAAAAAGGCUGCACCUAAGGCUGAAAAUGAGUCCUCAGCUCCACCAGAGCAGCAGAUGGAAGGAAUACAGCCCACAGAAGCUGCUUCUCUACCACUUUCAGUACUUAUUCCAUUAUCGAAAAGCAAAGUGGCACCCUACAGAACUGUGAUCAUCAUGCGACUAAUAAUCUUGGCUCUUUUCAUUCAUUAUCGAGUUACAAAUCCUGUUGAUAGCGCUUUUGGUCUUUGGUUGACAUCUAUCAUCUGUGAGAUCUGGUUUGCAUUUUCAUGGGUGUUAGAUCAGUUCCCUAAAUGGUUUCCUGUUGACAGACAAACUUUUAUUGAGAACCUUUCUGCAAGGUUUGAAAGAGAGGGUGAACCCUCUGGACUUGCUUCAGUUGAUUUCUUUGUCAGUACAGUGGAUCCUAUGAAAGAACCACCACUGAUCACAGCGAAUACAGUGCUUUCUAUCCUUGCCGUUGACUACCCGGUUGAAAAAGUAUCUUGUUAUGUGUCAGACGAUGGUGCUGCAAUGCUCACAUUUGAGUCUCUUGUGGAGACAGCUGAAUUUGCAAAGAAGUGGGUGCCAUUCUGCAAAAAGUUUUCAAUUGAACCAAGAGCACCUGAGUAUUACUUCUCACAAAAGAUUGACUACCUCAAGGACAAAGUGCAACCUUCUUUUGUGAAGGAACGCAGAGCGAUGAAGAGAGACUAUGAAGAGUAUAAGGUAAGAGUUAAUGCUUUGGUAUCUAAGGCUCAGAAAGCACCAGAAGAUGGAUGGACUAUGCCAGAUGGAACACCUUGGCCGGGAAAUAAUUCACGCGAUCACCCUGGCAUGAUUCAGGCUUUCCUUGGACACACCGGUGCACGUGACAUAGAAGGAAAUGAACUUCCCAGGUUGGUUUACGUUUCCAGAGAGAAAAGACCAGGAUACCAGCACCACAAGAAAGCUGGUGCUGAAAAUGCACUGGUAAGGGUGUCUGCAGUUCUCACAAACGCUCCCUUCAUUCUCAAUCUUGAUUGUGAUCAUUACGUUAACAACAGCAAGGCCGUUCGGGAAGCAAUGUGUUUUCUCAUGGAUCCAGAAGUUGGUAGAGACGUGUGUUAUGUACAAUUCCCUCAAAGAUUUGACGGUAUUGAUCGUAGUGAUCGAUAUGCCAAUCGCAAUACAGUUUUCUUUGAUGUUAACAUGAAAGGACUUGAUGGCAUUCAAGGACCAGUAUAUGUGGGGACUGGAUGUGUUUUCAAUAGACAUGCACUUUAUGGCUAUAGCCCACCUUCUAUGCACAACUUACCGGGAUCUUCAUCGUGCUGUUGUGGUGGCCGCUCAAAGAAGUCCACUGAAGAUGUCUCGCUGGCUUACAGAGAUGCAAAGAGGGAUGAACUUAACGCUGCCACUUAUAAUCUCAGUGAGAUUGACAGUAAGUAUAAUUUAUUUAUUUUUCAAUCUGUGAAAGAGAAGCAUAUAACAAAGUCUUUUUUGUAUAAUAUUUUUCUGGUUUAUUUUCUUCUUGCAGAUUAUGAUGAACAUGAGAGGUCAAUGCUGAUUUCACAGAUGAGCUUGGAAAAAACUUUUGGCUUGUCAACUGUUCUAAUUGAAUCUACACUAAUGGAGAAGGGAGGGGUUCCUGAAUCAGCAGAUCCUGCAAUGCUGAUCAAGGAGGCUGUUCAUGUAAUUAGCUGUGGAUAUGAAGAGAAGACUGAAUGGGGAAAAGAGAUGGGCUGGAUUUAUGGUUCAGUCACUGAGGAUAUCUUAACUGGGUUCAAGAUGCACUCUCGAGGAUGGAGAUCAAUUUACUGCAUGCCUUUGAGGCCUGCAUUCAAAGGAUCAGCACCUAUCAACUUGUCCGAUCGGUUGCACCAAGUCCUUCGAUGGGCGCUUGGAUCAAUUGAAAUUUUCCUAAGCAGACAUUGUCCCCUCUGGUAUGGAGUUGCUGGAGGCCAUCUCAAAUGUCUGCAGAGAAUGGCUUAUAUAAACACCAUAGUCUAUCCUUUCACAUCUCUUCCUCUGAUUGCUUAUUGUACAUUGCCAGCCAUUUGCCUUCUCACAGGAAAAUUUAUUAUACCAGUGCUUUCCAACCUUGCAAGUGUUCUCUUCCUUGGACUUUUCCUCUCCAUUAUAAUGACUAGUGUGCUUGAGCUUCGCUGGAGCGGUGUUAGCAUCGAGGAUUUGUGGCGUAACGAGCAGUUCUGGGUGAUUGGAGGUGUCUCAGCACAUUUGUUUGCAGUCUUCCAAGGAUUGCUCAAGAUGUUGGCUGGUGUUGAUACUAACUUCACCGUCACGGCCAAGGCCGCUGAGGACGGCGAGUUUGGUGAUCUUUACAUUGUGAAGUGGACAACUCUCUUGAUUCCUCCAACAACCCUCAUCGUUGUUAACAUGGUUGGUGUUGUUGCUGGAUUCUCUGAUGCACUGAAUGGAGGAUAUGAGUCAUGGGGACCACUCUUUGGGAAGGUGUUCUUUGCCUUCUGGGUGAUUUUUCAUCUCUAUCCAUUCCUCAAGGGUCUCAUGGGUCGCCAAAACAGAACUCCCACCAUUGUUAUUCUCUGGUCAGUGUUGCUGGCCUCUGUCUUCUCAAUGAUUUGGGUCAAGAUAGAUCCAUUUGUGAACAAAGUUGACAGUGAAACCAUUGCUGAGGCAUGUGUUGCUAUAGAUUGUUAAGUCACUACAAAGAUUAUUUACCAAAGAGUUUCUGAAAAUAUUUAAAAAGAUACAUGGGGUGAUGAUUUGAUCCUCAGUUUGUGCAAGUCAUAAGGAUUAGUCCUUUGCUGAGCUGUGAAGGUGAAGCCAUUUUGAACUAAGAUUGGAAAUAUUUGUAAGAUUUGGACAAAUUUUCUGAUUAUAGGAUAAAGCAUUGGCCUAAGUAUAUCAAUUUGAAAAGUAGUGAUUUUCUGUCCAUUCAGAAAAUGAAUGCAGGUGGUUGUUAAUUCUUUUUAGUUGCUAUUUUGAUCAUCAUGACAACAUUGGCCUUUGAACGUGUGAAAUUUUCCUUCCAUGUAUUCUAUAUCAAGUAAAAAAUAGAUAUUUUAUUCAA
Lotus japonicus is the source of this 3428-nucleotide messenger RNA. Its product is annotated as cellulose synthase A catalytic subunit 8 [UDP-forming]-like. The record is from RefSeq and is a predicted model, not a curated record. Gene Ontology annotation, biological process: cellulose biosynthetic process; plant-type primary cell wall biogenesis. The transcript is spliced from 12 exons. The coding region runs from base 11 to 3055 and encodes 1014 amino acids. Gene Ontology annotation, cellular component: plasma membrane; trans-Golgi network. Lineage: Eukaryota; Viridiplantae; Streptophyta; Magnoliopsida; Fabales; Fabaceae. Gene Ontology annotation, molecular function: cellulose synthase (UDP-forming) activity.